Penicillium maclennaniae is the source of this 1440-nucleotide messenger RNA. RefSeq names its product ACT domain-containing protein. The transcript is spliced from 2 exons. Gene Ontology annotation, cellular component: cytosol. Lineage: Eukaryota; Fungi; Ascomycota; Eurotiomycetes; Eurotiales; Aspergillaceae. Bases 1 to 1440 code for a protein of 479 amino acids. Gene Ontology annotation, biological process: regulation of intracellular signal transduction; pteridine-containing compound metabolic process; cellular response to L-arginine. The record is from RefSeq and is a predicted model, not a curated record.
AUGGACCAAUCUAUGACUCUGAUCGAUGCCCAGGUGCAAUUUCUGGAGGAGCGACUCGUGCUGGUUCACAUUCCAUUGGACCUCUAUCCGUAUUUUUUCAAGGCGGUUCUGAGACUCAUCUUCGACGAAAUAUAUUCCCUCGAUGAAGAGCGGGAAGACGAUCUCAUCCUCGAGGAUAUCGAAGGUACUUCGGAGCAAGGUUCCGACUACAAGCAACCCGCUUUCCUAAAUGUUUCCAUUACUCCGGUGGAAGUCUCAGUAAUAUGUCCUCGUCGACUCGUCCAGAAGUACUUCCAACCCUUACUUGACCAGCUCAACCAGCUCAACAGCACCCUCCGUUCUCAACUAGAUGUCAGCGAUAAUGAUUACAUCGCCAUGCAGGUCCUGGGUCAGGGUCUGGAAGCCGGCAAGCGCGUACUGGAACUCACCAGUCCACUAGCCAUGGCGGGGAUUUCUAUCUUCUUCAUCUCGACCUAUUUCUCCGACUACAUUAUCGUGCCCUUGCACAGCAAGGAAAGCGUAGUGUCAGCACUGGAGAACAGGGGCUUCCAAUUUGAAAAUGCAACAGCGGCCUUCAUCAACCCGCUCAGCCCUACGUCCCCAACCUCAGAGCGACGUUUCAGCGACGUCGUUCCACCAGCAACCCCACCCCCAUCAUCCGUCUCAGAAUUACAGACACGCACAUUUGAGAACCUUCGCAAACGUCAAAUCGUCCCAUGCGUAGAUGACACCCUUCGUCUCGUCCAAUGUGCAGCCCACCACCAAUACAACCGCGAAGAAAGCUCCAUGGCCAUCCUCCGUGAUGCACUGACAACCGUCCUCCUGGUUGACAACCCGCGCUUCCUCUCCCUUACUCUAGCAGCCUUGGACCCAGCAGCAUCGCUUCUGUUGGAAAAACGCCUCCUUCCCCGCUUCGCCCGUCCAACAAGCUCACCCCAAGACUACGAAGACGGCUCAGGCCUCCUCCUAGGGUCUAAAGAGGAAUAUCUCAUCCCCAUCAUACUCGACCUGCGUGACCUCCCUCUCGAGGCAUCAGGUAUCGUCUGCGGCGUAGCAGGCCGUCUUGCUGAUUCAGCGGGUAACCCGACACCCGCAGCAAGCGGCGACAGCAGUCUUGUGGGCAGCAACGAUAGCAGCGUCAUCGGCUCGGUGCCCGCGCUAUUCGAUACCUUUGGAUCGCGACUUGCGCUGGGACACAGAAAGACGAAAUCUCAGCAGUUGCCGCCGACAACACACCACUUGAAACCGGAUGUGGAUGCGGGUGCGGAUGCGGUGGAGAUUAGUUUCUUGAGUACGGCGCGUGCAGGGACGAUCAUUGUUGGGGAGGAUGAACUCAAGAGAGCAAUUGAUGCUCUUGAGGCGGAAAAGGCGGACAAGGUGCAGGAGGUAGUCGCUGAGGGGUCUCCUCUCCGUAUCCAGGGACUGGAAUUGGAUGCUUGA